Molecule: messenger RNA, 2925 nt
Organism: Talaromyces marneffei
Lineage: Eukaryota; Fungi; Ascomycota; Eurotiomycetes; Eurotiales; Trichocomaceae
Exons: 3
Coding region: 1-2925 (974 amino acids)
Biological process (GO): autophagosome assembly; protein localization to phagophore assembly site; mitophagy
Cellular component (GO): Atg1/ULK1 kinase complex; phagophore assembly site; extrinsic component of membrane
Source: RefSeq, a predicted model, not a curated record
AUGCAUCAACAUCCACGAUCGCCGUUGCCGGCAAGGCGGCCAAGCGUAUCCGCGCAGAGUUCAGCGAGGGGCGAUGGCUCGAGAGACCAGGAUGAUAAUCUCCCGCCAUCAGUUCAGUCGUCGGACGCAACAAGGGGCCUGGGAAUUGACCCUGGAUCCGAUACCCCAGCUCCAGGAAAAGAAGCUAUGGCAAAGCUCAAUCAGAUCAUAGCUAACUAUCACACUAAAGCCGCGUUGAUCAUACUCCAUGCGAGAGCUGACCUUCCGCCCACUUUCAGCAAAGGAUCCGACUCACCAAGAGUUAAUCGUUGGUUCAAUGUAGACCUGGACGAAACCGAUGAAUAUCGGGACAGUAUACGGAGGUGGAGAACUUGCGAUGCCACCGAUAAUAGACCGCCGCCCAUGAUAAUCGAGACAUAUCUUGACGUAAAGUCCUUGACAAAUAGUCAAACCCUUGUUCUCAUCGAUGAAAAUGGAAAACGUUGGGAUGUGGUGGGUGCUUUGGCCGCAUCGCAGAAUGCUUCGGUGAGGGCCAAACCAAAGGAAGUCGUUUUGGAGAGAUGGAAGGUUGAGCUGGGCGCAUUGUCAACUAGGCCGCCUCCUGAUUUAGCCUCUAUAUUACCUACGGUCUACAAAAAGAGCAUUGUCUUAUUUCGAUCCUUGCAUGCCUAUGCGAGAUUGUUGCCGGCCUGGAAGGUCGUCAAACGGGCUGGGAUUAUGCGUACCAAUCCGGCUCUAAAGAUCAGAUAUCGAAUCCGUGAAGCCCGUGAUGCUGAUUUCAAUUCGAGCUCCGACAGCCUGACGCUGUCUCUACAAUUGGGGAAUGAAAAGGUAGUCGAUACCUAUUCCUUUGGUACCACUGAAUCGCCAGCCGGGCCCUUCUCGGUUCAAGUGACCUAUCGUCUCAAUGUCGACUUUAGAGUUGAUGAUUCGGAAUCACUUCUAAGUUCACGCUUUAUGGGUGCGGAUGACAACUAUUUCCUACCGUCACUACCUUCUGAAGAACCAAGCAAAAUCCUUUCCCAAGAAUCGGGAUCCCUUCCCCUAGGGAGGAGGGGUUUGGCAGACCCUGAUCGUUCCCAGGCUUAUGGUAGCCUCUCGACGUUCCACCAAGUUGGACCCAUAAUGGGCGCCAGUCCCAUAUCGACAUUGCGAGCCGUCCGAGACAUGGGUAGCACUUCGCCGUCGUCAGCAUCUCCUCCACGUAAACUACUAUCUGCUGCCAAAGCCGGCCCUGUAGGCCGCGUAGCUGGGGAGAGUAGCGGCGCUAUGGCCAGACGGCCCUCAAUAUCGAUCCAGCCCUUCAAAGCCCCACCGUUGUCGGCAUCUCCAUCACUUGUCGAUCCACCGCUCGGCGUGUCCCCUCGAACUAGUGCCAGUCGUACAAUAACAUCGUCGAGUUUGAGCGAUCCUCGUACUAUGCCUCCCCCAAUGAUGCCGGCUUCGGCAGGGCGGAAGAUAGGAUUUGAACAGCCUGUCUUGCCAUCAUCAGUAUCAAGCUCCCCCAGGCCUGCUCCUGUGUCAAGGUAUAGUAGCUCUUUUAGCCAUCGGCGUGGCAGAUUAUCAUCUGGCGGCACUACUCGUAUCGACGAAGACAACAUUUCGAGCGGGAAAGCAAGCGCAACGUCAUCUGGUGCACCACCUGGUUCCGGUAUACUGGCAGACCCCAGCGGCGCCAGUGGUGAUUCCUUGCAUACGGAUGACGAAAAUAUCUCGGAAUUCCUAAAAAUGCUUGAUCUGAGAAAGGAUCUCUUGAGCCCUGUGAAGAAGGCCGCAGUUGAUGCUGCAACCCGUAGAACAUCUGCCGCACUCACUCGGUUUCAAAGGAUGCGUGACACUAACGCUGCGCUUUCUGACUCCAUGUCCUCUUCAUUCCAUCUUCAUCGUUCGUCGAGCUCGUCUAGUCGACAACUGUCCAGUGUCCCGCCAAUGGUUGCUGGCACAUCUAUAUCCACAGCUUCAUCUCCUGGCAAACCGGUUUCUCCUCAUACUCCUCAUACACCUGCUAUUCGCUCCCGAUUGGGUUCUAAUAACAUCAUCACUAAUGACAGAGAACGAGAUGCUUCUCCACGCCAAUCAGACGUUGAGCCAGAAGUCACUCCAAGUGACGAGACAACAUAUCAUCCUACUCAACCAGGCGCCAAUGUAAUUGAUAUCCCCACAUCUCCGAGUUCUGGCUUGCCGACUUAUCGGCGUUCAAGCUCUGCUCACAGUCGACGCGUGAGCACUGGGGGAGGGGACGAUGAGGAAAUAUUUCCGUUCGGCAUGCGAAGCGUCUCGUUGGGUGAAGACAGGACUCACCUUAGUCUCAGCGCUCGGAUGCGUCAACAAGAAUACGAGUCGAUAGGCACCAAUACCGGACAGCAAAGCUCAGGAGCGACACAACCAGCGGAUGACACCAAUAAUUCCGCAUUACAAACCUCGUACCCAUUCCGAGAAUUUACUGCGCAGCGUGGAGGCUAUGGAUCCAGUGCCGCUGUCGCUACGUCUGCAUCAUCAAACCAUCCCUAUCAAACCCGCUUCUCCCACAGUCGAGGACGCGGCUCGUCCGGAGGACCGCAAUCACACAGCUCUGCAUCUGGCAGCUUCCCACGGGGUAGUGCGAUACCAGCACACCUCACUGAGCGUGACCGUGACCGUGACAAUAACACAAGUGGAAGCAAUAGCGUCACAUCACUCAUGGAGAACAGGCGUGGAGCUAGUCGUCGCUCCGGCUCUGGACGCUCCCUAGCUCAGCAUACAACGAGCUUCGAGGAGGAUGAGCCGCUACUCUUUGCAAUGAGUGAUUUUGGUGCCUCGCGGCGAAGCCUUGAGGAAGGCCGACGCAGUAGUGUCAGCGGUGAAUCCGGCACAGCCUCGGGAGGAUCUAGAAGAGGCAGUGGACGUCGAGGUGCUGGCAUGCCAGGGUUUCAUCCUUGGCAAUAA